AUAUAUCGGAACUUGCAUCUUACAUAAGUGAACUAUCCCACAAAACAUGUACCCUCACGUCGAUACCAUGUCGGAAAAUCCUCCAACUCCGACCUAUUCAGUCGCCGGACAUCAAGAUCCAAUCCCGGCUUCUGGAAUUCCGGGAGUUCAAUCCCAUCCCAUGACCAUCCAUCAUCAUAUGCGUCAUCAACCAUAUAUCCCCCACAACUUAUCACGAAUUCCCUCCGCUCCGAUACCCGGGCAAUGGACUUCCGGUCUUUGUCAUUGUUUCGACGACCCCGUAAACUGUGCAAUCACUUGCGUAUGCCCAUGUAUCACUUUCGGACAAAUAACCGAAAUCAUCAACCGAGGAUCCAAAUCUUGUGUUUCGAGGGGAUUUUUAUUUGGAAUGUUGUCUAUGGUGGGAGCUGCAUGUUUUUAUUCAUGUUUUUACCGAUCAAAGCUACGGGGACAAUACGAUUUGCCGGAGGAACCUUGUACGGAUUGCUUGGUUCAUUUUUGCUGUGCUGCUUGUGCUCUUUGUCAAGAAUAUAGAGAGCUCAAAAAUCGUGGAUUUGACAUGGGAAUUGGUUGGGAAGCCAACAUGGACAGACAGAAGCGCGGAGUAACAAUGGCUCCUAUUGUAGUUCCCGGGAUGGCAAGAUAAUUAAUGAUGAUGAUCCAUGUUUAUCCAUGCAUGCAUCCAUAUUUCUAUUUUUCUUACUCCAAUUAAUGGCAACCAUGAUUUUUUUUUCUGCCCAUAUAAAUUGUAUGUUUUUGUGUGUGCUUUGUUAAGCUAUAUCAUGCUACUGAUAGUAAUGGCUUCUUGUUUGGUAGUAGUGUGUGCUUAAUUGUAAUCCACAUCAUAUGUAUAUAUAUUUGCAAUAAACAUACAUACUUUCGAGCAAUUUUUGUUGUGGUUAAAAUA
Gossypium arboreum is the source of this 907-nucleotide messenger RNA. RefSeq names its product protein PLANT CADMIUM RESISTANCE 2-like. The transcript is spliced from 4 exons. The record is from RefSeq and is a predicted model, not a curated record. NCBI's taxonomy places the organism in Eukaryota, Viridiplantae, Streptophyta, Magnoliopsida, Malvales, Malvaceae. Bases 47 to 646 code for a protein of 199 amino acids.